GCGCAACGGCUAGCCGGUGCCACUCACGCCUGGCUGAUCCACUAAACCGGGACCAUUAACACACUGGGAUCCACAUAGACGGCACUAUGGGCAUAAAAUUUUUGGAAGUAAUAAAGCCGUUCUGCGCGGUUUUACCGGAGAUCCAGAAGCCAGAAAGAAAGAUUCAGUUCAGAGAAAAGGUAUUAUGGACGGCCAUUACUCUCUUCAUCUUCCUGGUGUGCUGUCAGAUCCCUCUGUUUGGGAUUAUGUCAUCGGACUCCGCCGACCCCUUCUACUGGAUGAGAGUCAUCCUGGCAUCCAACAGAGGUACUCUGAUGGAAUUGGGUAUCUCCCCCAUUGUCACCUCCGGUCUCAUCAUGCAGCUGCUGGCUGGAGCCAAGAUAAUCGAGGUUGGAGACACACCCAAGGACAGAGCGCUCUUUAAUGGGGCACAGAAAUUGUUUGGUAUGAUCAUCACCAUCGGCCAGGCUAUCGUGUACGUGAUGACUGGGAUGUAUGGAGACCCCUCAGAGAUGGGAGCUGGGAUCUGCUUGCUGAUCAUCAUCCAGCUGUUUGUGGCCGGUCUGAUCGUGUUGCUGCUGGACGAGCUGCUGCAGAAGGGCUAUGGCCUGGGCUCUGGAAUCUCCCUCUUCAUCGCCACCAACAUCUGUGAGACCAUUGUCUGGAAGGCCUUCAGCCCCACCACUGUGAACACAGGCAGAGGGACGGAGUUUGAGGGAGCCAUCAUCGCUCUUUUCCACCUUCUGGCCACCCGCACGGACAAAGUGCGUGCUCUGAGAGAGGCGUUCUACCGCCAGAACCUGCCAAACCUCAUGAACCUGAUCGCCACAGUCUUCGUUUUUGCAGUGGUCAUAUACUUCCAGGGCUUCAGAGUGGACCUGCCCAUCAAAUCUGCCCGGUACCGUGGACAGUACAACACCUACCCCAUCAAGCUCUUCUACACCUCCAACAUUCCCAUCAUCCUCCAAUCCGCCCUGGUCUCCAACCUCUACGUCAUCUCCCAGAUGCUCUCCACGCGAUUCAGUGGCAACUUCCUGGUCAAUCUGCUGGGAACUUGGUCUGACACGUCUUCCGGAGGUCCAGCACGUGCCUACCCCGUCGGAGGGCUGUGCUACUAUCUCUCCCCGCCCGAGUCCUUCAGCUCGGUUCUGGACGACCCAGUCCAUGCUGUCAUCUACAUCGUCUUCAUGCUGGGCUCCUGUGCUUUCUUCUCCAAGACCUGGAUUGAAGUUUCUGGAUCGUCUGCUAAAGAUGUGGCUAAGCAGCUGAAGGAGCAGCAGAUGGUGAUGAGAGGACACAGGGAGACCUCCAUGGUGCAUGAGCUCAACAGGUACAUCCCCACCGCAGCAGCCUUUGGUGGUCUGUGUAUCGGCGGGCUUUCUGUCAUGGCUGACUUCCUGGGUGCCAUCGGCUCCGGCACAGGAAUCCUAUUAGCAGUCACAAUCAUCUACCAGUACUUUGAGAUCUUUGUCAAGGAGCAGAGUGAAGUGGGCAGCAUGGGAGCACUGCUUUUCUAAAAUUCCCCCCCACCCCAGACAGACACCACCACCUGUCUUUUGUAUUGUAUUUUUUUAAUUUACUUUUUUUUUUUAACAUUCACGCACAGUCAGUGUUCUAUCUCCUGGAGAAAGUCUUUUGGGAAGGUUUUUUUUCCCCUAGAAGCUCUGGGGGUGGAGUUACAACAUUCAAGCAGACUUUCUCUAAAAAUGAGGGGUGCCAUUGUGUCCCCCCCCCCCUUUUUUUUUCAAAACACAUUACCCACACUCCUCCUCUCCAUUUUGGCAGUCUACUUGGUACCUCCUCCUUUUGGCUUGCUUAUCAUAAGUUACCUUUGUU
Molecule: messenger RNA, 1836 nt
Organism: Megalops cyprinoides (Indo-Pacific tarpon)
Lineage: Eukaryota; Metazoa; Chordata; Actinopteri; Elopiformes; Megalopidae
Product: protein transport protein Sec61 subunit alpha-like 1
Exons: 12
Coding region: 87-1517 (476 amino acids)
Biological process (GO): SRP-dependent cotranslational protein targeting to membrane, translocation; post-translational protein targeting to membrane, translocation
Cellular component (GO): membrane; Sec61 translocon complex
Molecular function (GO): ribosome binding; transmembrane protein transporter activity; signal sequence receptor activity
Source: RefSeq, a predicted model, not a curated record